Molecule: messenger RNA, 318 nt
Organism: Micromonas pusilla CCMP1545
Lineage: Eukaryota; Viridiplantae; Chlorophyta; Mamiellophyceae; Mamiellales; Mamiellaceae
Exons: 1
Molecular function (GO): peptidyl-prolyl cis-trans isomerase activity
Source: RefSeq, a predicted model, not a curated record
AACGGCAUGGAGAUCGUGAACAUCUCCAUGGGGAAACCGAACGGCGCGGUCGCCAAGUCCGGGAAGAAGGUCACGAUGAAGUACGUCGGGAAGCUCCAGAGCGGGAAGAUCUUCGACCAGACGCGCGGCAACGCGACGUUUUCGUUUCGCCUCGGCGUCGGCGAAGUCAUCAAAGGCUGGGACGUCGGCGUCGAGGGCAUGCGCGUGGGGGACAAGCGCAGGCUGACGAUCCCGCCCGCGAUGGCGUACGGGAAGAAGGGCGUCAAGGGCGCGAUCCCGGGGAACGCGACGCUGAUCUUCGACGUCGAGCUCGUGAAC